UGCGAGAUCCUGAGUUGGCUCAACUCGAAGCAACCGAACUCGGUGCUUUACGUCUGCUUUGGAAGCGGCGCCUACUUCACCGACGAACAGCUGCUCGAAAUAGCAAGUGCGAUGGAAUCCUCCGGCCACAAGUUCAUCUGGGUGGUUCACAAUAAAGGCCGAACGGAGAACGAAACUGAGGAAGACAGGCAGAAAUGGAUGCCGAGAGAGUUCGAAGAAAGGAUGAGGCGGGAAGACAGGGAAAUGAUCAGACGUGGAUGGGCCCCACAAACACUGAUACUGGACCACGCCGCCAUCGGAGCGUUCAUGACGCACUGCGGGUGGAACUCGCUGAUGGAAGGGAUCUGUGCCGGAGUUCCGAUGAUUACGUGGCCGUUGCACAGCGAGCAGUUUUUCAACGAGAAGCUGAUAACGCAGGUGCAUGGGAUCGGGGUGGAGGUGGGAGCAGAUGAUUGGGUCCUAAAUAUAUACGUGGAGUAUGCCACCAAGAAUCUGGUAAAACGGGACCGCAUAGAGAGCGCUGUAAGGAAGUUAAUGGACGGUGGAGAUGAAGCGAUGGAUAUAAGGAGGCGCGUUGGAGAGCUCACAGAGAAGGCUAAGGCAGCAAUCGGAGAAGGUGGGUCCUCACAAAGGAAACUGACGGCUCUGAUUGAAGAUCUUCAAAAGCUGAAAUCUAUGAGAACAAAGGGUGGGAUCGAUGACACAAAAGAGGGAGAAUUUAGAAGAGAGAAGUAG
Molecule: messenger RNA, 735 nt
Organism: Neltuma alba
Lineage: Eukaryota; Viridiplantae; Streptophyta; Magnoliopsida; Fabales; Fabaceae
Product: UDP-glucose flavonoid 3-O-glucosyltransferase 7-like
Exons: 1
Molecular function (GO): UDP-glucosyltransferase activity
Source: RefSeq, a predicted model, not a curated record